Molecule: messenger RNA, 3709 nt
Organism: Cololabis saira (Pacific saury)
Lineage: Eukaryota; Metazoa; Chordata; Actinopteri; Beloniformes; Belonidae
Gene: slc22a15
Product: solute carrier family 22 member 15
Exons: 14
Coding region: 54-1664 (536 amino acids)
Biological process (GO): transmembrane transport
Cellular component (GO): membrane
Molecular function (GO): transmembrane transporter activity
Source: RefSeq, a predicted model, not a curated record
AGUGAGUGGCGGUGAUUCUCUUGCUCGCUUCGCUCCUCUUGGCCGGGCCUGGCAUGGACAUAGAAACAGCGUUUCAAAAUGUCGGAGAGUUCGGACCCUGGCAGAAACGAGCCGUGGCCGUCCUGGUCCUGGCACAGGUCUACAUGGCGGGUCAGUCCAUGCUCAUCGUUCUGGUCGGGUUCACGCCGGAGUACCGGGUCGUCCCGCAGGACGGCGUCCCGACCGACCAGCAGCAGCUGCAGCAACGCGUCGCCUUCACGGAGGACGUGGACUCCAUCGUGACGGAGUGGUUCCUGGUCAAGCAGCAGGCGUACAAGGUCAGCCUCGCCGGGUCGCUGUUCUUCGCCGGUCUCCUGGUUGGGAACGUCGUGUUCGGCCCGCUCUCCGACCGGAUCGGCAGGAGGCCGGUCUACCUGGCAGGUCUGUUCCUGGAGGUGGUCUUCGGCUACGUGACCGCCGUGGCGCCCACCUACGAGGUCUUCGCCGCCUCCCGCCUGCUGGUGGGGCUGAUGAACGGCGGCAUCGGCCUGGUCUGCUUCGUCCUCACCCAGGAGUACGUGGGCAAGUCCUACUGGGCCGUGACCGGAACGCUGGCCAGCAUGACCUUCGCCGUGGGCAUCGCCCUGUUCGGGGCGCUGGGCUACCUCAUCCGGCCGUGGCGGAGUCUGGCGGCGGCGGCCAACUCCUCGGGCGUCCUGUUCUUCCUGCUGUCAGUAACCCUCCCAGAGUCUCCGCGGUGGCUGUAUUCUCAGGGUCAGACGGAGCGAGCCGAGGAGCACAGCAGACCUGAUGCUCCGACGCUCGCGGAGACACUUCCUCCUGCAUCUCUCUCCCUGCAUCUCCCUCAGACACGACCUCCGCCUCCGUCUCUUCCUCCUGCUGUCUGUCCCCUCGUCCACCAGGUUCUGCGUUACAUGGCGCUGAGGAACGGCAACGCCGCCAACAACCUGACUCUGCAGCGCGUGGGCGUUUCUAAAGGUGGUAACCAUGACAACAGGAACACCGGAGUCCUGCAGCUGGCGCUGCACCCGGUGCUCCGCAUGCGGACGGUGGUGCUCAUGUACGUGUGGUACGCCUGCAGCCUGGUGUACUACGGACUCACCCUGGGCGCCAGCGAGACGUCCGGCAGCCGCUACGCUAACGUGGCCAUGUACGGGCUGGUGGAGCUGCCAGCGUACCCGCUCUGCAUUUACUUCAUCAGCAAACACUGGGCGGGGAGGAGGAAGAGCAUGGCCAGCUUCCUGUGUCUCGCCGGCUCCGCCUGCCUCUUCACCAUGUUGGUCCCUGCAGGCUCAGGGACGCUGCUGAGCGUGACGUCUCUGGCGCUGCUGGGGAAGCUGAUGGUCAGCGCCGGGUUCAACAUCGCCUACAUCUACACGUCGGAGCUCUACCCCACGGCCAUCAGGAACGCCGGGUUGGGCGUCUGCUCCAUGUCCUGCAGAGUCGGGGGGAUCCUGGCGCCGUUCGUCCCCUCCAUGCGGGCGCUCCACUCCUCCAUGCCCUUCACUGUCUUCUGCCUGAGCGGCUUCUCUGCCGGGUGUCUGAGUCUGCUGCUGCCGGAGACCCUGAACCGGCCGGCAGCCGAAACCCUGGAUGACCUGGGCGGUCCGGGCUACAGCCGGAUUCUGGAGAACAAGGCUGUUUUAUACGAAGAUGACGACUGAAGGUCGAGCCGCGGACUGCUCCCGUGAUUUCCUUGGAGGGACCGGUCUCGCGGUCUCCCUUCGGGUCUGGAAGCCGGAGCGGAUCCUGCGGCUCCGGGGGGAGCGGAGGGAAGCCCGCUUCAUUUCCUGAGUUCUGACCCGGCGCCAUCGCGGCGGUCGGGAGGACGGAUGGUUCCCUCGACGUUCCACACAGAGCGCCCGCCCCCCAGCAGCUCGGCGGGACGGCGUUUUCCCCGCAGGACCAGGACUAAAUCCAGACUUCUUUACUUUCUUUUUUUAGUUUUAAGACCUCGGUCGUUUCAGUUCUGGCGUCCCCCCUGGACCGCUCCUCGGCCCACAGAUGGUUCCGUGUUUGAAGAUCCGUAUUUUUAUUAUUUAGAAACGAAACAUUCCUGUUUAAAUUCUCCUUCGUUCAGGUCCAAAUAAAUCCAGGUGCUGACCUGGACCCACCGGCGCCGGGCCGGAUCAGACCUCAGCUGUGCGUCUCAGAAGUCGGAUUUUUGAUCCGGGAACCACGUCGCUCAGGGUUAGAGUCCAGCACCCAUGAGGUUUAGAGUCCAGCACCCAUCGGGUUUAGAGUCCAGCACCCAUCGGGUUUAGAGUCCAGCACCCAUGAGGUUUAGAGUCCAGCACCCAUCGGGUUUAGAGUCCAGCACCCAUCGGGUUUAGAGUCCAGCACCCACCGGGUUUAGAGUCCAGCACCCAUCGAGUUUAGAGUCCAGCACCCAUCAGGUUUAGAGUCCAGCACCCAUCGGGUUUAGAGUCCAGCACCCAUCGAGUUUAGAGUCCAGCACCCAUCAGGUUUAGAGUCCAGCACCCAUCGGGUUUAGAGUCCAGCACCCAUCAGGUUUAGAGUCCAGCACCCACCGGGUUUAGAGUCCAGCACCCAUCAGGUUUAGAGUCCAGCACCCAUCAGGUUUAGAGUCCAGCACCCAUCAGGUUUAGAGUCCAGCACCCAUCAGGUUUAGAGUCCAGCACCCAUCAGGUUUAGAGUCCAGCACCCACCGGGUUUAGAGUCCAGCACCCAUCGAGUUUAGAGUCCAGCACCCAUCAGGACCAUCAGGUUUAGAGUCCAGCACCCACCGGGUUUAGAGUCCAGCACCCACCGGGUUUAGAGUCCAGCACCCACCGGGUUUAGAGUCCAGCACCCACCGGGUUUAGAGUCCAGCACCCACCGGGUUUAGAGUCCAGCACCCACCGGGUUUAGAGUCCAGCACCCACCGGGUUUAGAGUCCAGCACCCAUCAGCAGUAAGACAGGGACCGGUCCGAUCAGUGCGACCGGCGAGGUCCCCUGACUCUCCGGACCGGGUUUAAGGAAGGCUCUGGUUUGGACCUGGACCUGGUUUUGAGGUGAAAUGAAACUGUGAACUCAGAACGGAACUCUUGAAAAUCAUGUUUCUGACUCGGGUUGGACCAGGUCACCAAAUAAUUUCAUUAUAUUUUCAAAAAAAGACUCCUUCGGUUGAUUCCUGCAGAUUCAGCAGAGACCAGUUUUGUUUUUUCCGGUUGAAUUAUGUAAAAAAGAUGUUGAUCGUAGUUGAACUGCUCGUCAAUAAUUGUGUUUUUUCUUUAUUAUUAUUAAUUCUGAAGCGCUAAUUAAUUAAUAAGAGGAGCUGGUUGGACCAGGACCGGGUCAAGCUAAAACCGGUCUGAGUAACAGUACCACCUCUGACCACCGGGGGCAGUAAGGCCUGACAAGCCGGAGACGAGCUUCGGCGUCGCAGCAGGAGGAGGUCCUGCACGGGAGGGAAGGAAAUGAAAACUCAACUUGAAAUGAAACCAUAAACUGAUUAUUGGUUUUAUAACCUUUGUUACCUUUAAUAGAUCUGAUUCCAGUCACCCUCAUCUGUGUUACAUUUAUACGUUGCAUAUCAGAGCGUCUUAACAACCGUUAUUUUGGGUUCUCUGUAAUUGCUCCUCUAUUCUCAGUAGUUGCCGUUUCUAUGAUAUUAUCCAUGUAUUCAAUAUUCAGUUGAUAUAAAACUGGCAUAUUUUCUCACUUUGAACUUUGAUUUGUAUCAGUUUACAUGAAUAAAGUUUUGCA